ACCAGCCGUCAACAGUCAUAUUCGGUUUGACAUUGAUGUUGUUGAAAACCGUAAGUGUUAUUUUAAAGAAUUUUUAUACAUUUUAUAAUCUUAUUAAUUUACAGCUAUCGAACAGCAGCCCACGCCACCACAACAGCCCACGCCAUCGUCACCGGUACCGUCAUGGGUCGACGAUCCGCGAGCGGUCGCAGGACCGUCGUGGGCCCAUUACCUACCGCGAACGACGAUGGACGUUAUGGUCGGCCAUCUUCCCGGUUUCGAAGACGGUAUGUUAUAUUUUGUAGUUUUUUUUUUUGCAUCUUUUCCUACGGUCGUGCAUCUCAUUUCAGCUAUGACUUCCGGAAACAGAAACAACAUCUACACCCCGACACCGCCUGGAUCGCCCAACAUUUUUGACUUCAGCGACGACGGACCACUCGAGUAUGCUGAGUUUGUGCACACCCCUAAAAAGGGUGUCCAAUUGCAGGAGCCGGUUGCAGGUCCAUCAGGCACCAAAGGCCAUCCUACAACAUCGCCGGUGGACGCAGGGACGCGGACUAUUACGUUUUCCUAUUUACCCGAUUCCAAAGACGCCAUGAUUGCCGGAAUUCGACCACGCAAUGGAUCGUCGUCGUCGUCGUCAUCGUCGUCAUUCGUCGGAUGUGAGUGUUAUUGAAAUAUCAGGUGUGUGGUUUUUCGUUUUACUUAUAUCAAUAUUUUCCCACAGUAGCCAGC
Messenger RNA from Acyrthosiphon pisum (pea aphid), 714 nucleotides. RefSeq lists its product as uncharacterized. The record is from RefSeq and is a predicted model, not a curated record. Bases 227 to 655 code for a protein of 142 amino acids. The transcript has 3 exons. Lineage: Eukaryota; Metazoa; Arthropoda; Insecta; Hemiptera; Aphididae.